Fomitiporia mediterranea MF3/22 is the source of this 522-nucleotide messenger RNA. RefSeq names its product MAPEG-domain-containing protein. Lineage: Eukaryota; Fungi; Basidiomycota; Agaricomycetes; Hymenochaetales; Hymenochaetaceae. The transcript has 6 exons. The record is from RefSeq and is a predicted model, not a curated record. Gene Ontology annotation, cellular component: membrane; endoplasmic reticulum; nuclear envelope. Gene Ontology annotation, molecular function: glutathione peroxidase activity; glutathione transferase activity. Bases 1 to 522 code for a protein of 173 amino acids.
AUGCCUUCCAUUGAAGUUCCGCAAGGUUACUCCUACGUCAUCGCCGUAACAGCAUCGUCGUUGUUUCUAAAUGCUUACCAGCAAGCCAACGUCAAUAUAAGGCGAGCUGCUGCCAAGGUCCCCUAUCCUCAAGCAUAUGCCGAGAAAGCCGAAGCCGCCGCAUCGUUCGAGCACCAACGAUUCAACUGCGCACAACGUGCACACCAAAAUACUCUUGAAUAUGCGCCUCAUGUUCUCCUUGGUAUGCAUAUUACCGGCUUGAAGUACCCCAUCCUCGCAGCUUCUCUUGGCGCUGGCUGGGUCGUUGGUAGAAUCCUGUACACGAUUAACUACUCCACUGGCUACGCUGAGAAGCGUCAGAGGAGAGGAGCCGUCAUUGGCUCGAUGUGCUAUCUUGGUCGGUAUUUCAACUUAGAUUUAUCUACUCAGUCCUUCACUUACCAGAUAUCUGCCACCCUGCAUGCAGGACUUAUUGGUACUACGGCGUUCACUGCAUGGCAGUUCUUGAAAGAGGGACUGUAG